Messenger RNA from Macrobrachium nipponense, 5914 nucleotides. RefSeq names its product G-protein coupled receptor 54-like. Gene Ontology annotation, biological process: G protein-coupled receptor signaling pathway. Gene Ontology annotation, cellular component: plasma membrane. NCBI's taxonomy places the organism in Eukaryota, Metazoa, Arthropoda, Malacostraca, Decapoda, Palaemonidae. The transcript is spliced from 10 exons. Bases 917 to 2239 code for a protein of 440 amino acids. The record is from RefSeq and is a predicted model, not a curated record. Gene Ontology annotation, molecular function: neuropeptide Y receptor activity.
CAGCGCUCCGGUGCCACGGUUUCGGUCGCUGCUCGGAUGUUGCUGCGGGAGGCCUCGGCCCUCGGUCUAGUGCCACAGCAGAGCAUACGCGAAGUGCCAACGGUGCUACCCAAUGCGCACGGAGAGUGUAGAGUGCCUCCAAAGGGGAUGGAAGUCAUAGUGAAAAUUUCCUAAUUAACUGUCAAUCUUAUCUGCCCUUUCUGAAAAGUGAAGAGAAACUGAAAACCUUGACGAUAAAACAUGUUGUUAGUCAUUUAUUAUAAGGAAAACGUAUCAGUGAUCAUAACCAGUGUUGUGUAAAUUAUCGACGAAUAACAAUAAUUGAUCUGUCAGUUAAUUAACGCUUCGAUAUAACAAUAUACCGAUCGAUUUCUUUCCGUUAAAUGACAGAGGGGGAGAAACGCAGUUCCGAGUUAUAAAAAAAAAAAAAAAAAAAACAGACAUGUGUCAGUUCUUUAUUUUAUCGAUCGAGGUCGACAGUGGGUCGUCCUUGACCCCUCUCAGUGUCCUCUCUCGUUCUCAAUCUUUACCAGUCAUUGAAAGCUAGCUCUCGACAGUCGCGAGUAUCUCAAAUGUCCACAGAUGCCCCUCGAGAGAGAGUUUCUGAACCCUUCUCUAGAGGUUCUCAAGGCAAGAGAAGUUUUGAAGGGAUGACAAUGGCAGACGGGGAUGCUGGGUCCUCUCAUGGCUGAAAGAAGAAAGAUUUCGCGUGGAGAACGUCUCUCUCAAGUGCAGGAUGUACAGGUCCAAGGCGCCGAAAAUACAGAGGGUGAACAGUGGUGCCCAAUAAAUAAAAUAUAUUAAGUUUCUAUACAGUGAGAAUUAGAAUGAAAUGUACGAUACGGCCAUGGGCUCUUAAGAAGGUGAACUGAACGGAAAUCUCAGGCAAUUAAGGCCCUAGAAGGGCUUGGCAAAGAUGGAUACCUAUAAGAAUCGCUCAUCUAUUUACAGCUCGUGGCUGGAAAGCUUGCGUUCCCCGGACACAGAGUUCUCGGAAAAUGUCGCAAUGGAUUACGCCACGGACGAAUGGCCUCAAGGGAGGUUCGCGUAUGACGUCAACGGGUCGAGCUACAGAAACGGAUCGAGGUAUCGCAACGGGUCGUUCGAUAACUCGAGCUCAGAAUAUGACUACGACUACGACAUGGCUCUCGAGACCUUCUUCUGGAGCCAACUGGUGCCUCCCCUGGUGGUGUAUUCGGUGACGUACGUGGUGGGGGUGGUGGGGAACGUCCUCAUCAUCUUCACUAUCGCCAGGUACAGGAGACUGAAGACCACAACCAACGUCUUCCUGGCUUCCCUCGCUAGUGCUGACCUUCUGCUCAUUCUGAUUUGCAUCCCCGUGAAGAUAGCGCGCCUCUUCUCCUACACCUGGACAAUGGGAUACUUCCUCUGCAAACUUAUAUAUUACAUGCAGACUGUGUCUUCCGUCUGUUCAGUACUUACCCUAACUAUAAUGAGUCUUGAAAGGUGCUAUGCCAUUAUUUACCCAAUGAAGGCCAUUUACGUCUGCACAAUCAGCAAAGCCAGAAAAGCAACACUUGUCAUCUGGAUCGCUUCCUUCAUCCUGGCUUCUCCAAAUCUUCUCAUACGGAUCCACAUGGAGGUGGGAGUGCGGGUGCGAGCCUACUGGUGUGUCAACAACUUUGACGCGCCGCUGACGUGGCGCGCUUACGAGACCUACAUGAUGAUCCUGGUUCUUAUCCUGCCGGUGUGCGUCAUGGCGGUGGCUUACACCUCCAUCGGUAUAGCCAUCGUCAAGGUCGUUGGGCAACGGCGGACCAUCACGGGGAAGGGCCAAAUGGAAACCGCUGAGACCACUGCCAACGGGCAAGGGGGUCCUGGGACAGGGUCGCUGCCAACGGAGGAUAAAACAGUACGACAGGUGGUCCCGAUGCUGAUUGUCGUAGUAGUGCUGUUUCUGAUCUGUUGGGGACCCAUACUGGUGCUGAAUAUACUGCAGGCUUUCGACGUGGUGCCACUGUACGACGUGUGGGCCAUGCAUGCCAAAACGGCGCUGGACUUACUCUCGUAUGUCAACAGUUCCACCAAUCCUAUCGUGUACGGCUUCAUGUCCAGAAACUUUAGGAAGGGAUUCCGGAGGGCGCUGUGCUCUGUAGUCCGUCAGGAUGAAGGUCACCACUCCCUGUCUCAGUCCCACACCCUUCGGCCGGUCACUGGUGCUAAUAGAGUUCUUAAAAACACAAGCAACGGAACUACAAAUACCACGCGAGUCAGGUAAAAGGAAUUUUGCAGUCAAUCGGAACGAAUACGGUCGAAGAGGUCAUGCUAUCUCCACGGAGAGUCCGAAACCUGGAUAUGAUUCCUGCCACAUUUAACAGAGAUGAAGGAAAAUAGAGAUGAUAAAAUCGAAGGGGAACUUACCUCGUGCUUGAAAGAGCGAGAGGGACAUUAAAAAAGCAAGAAUGUCACCAAACAAAAAGGAAGCAUCGUGACUCUUGGUUAAAAGAACGAGAAGAAAAGUGACUAGUGAUCCAUUAACGAGCGGGAAAGCAAUAAAUGAAAAAUGACGUGAAAGGGAACGUAACUAGUUUUUAAAAGAAAGAGAAUGGUGAUUAACUUAUUUUUAAAAAGUGACCUGCGCUUACAAGAAGGAGACAGGUGAUUAAUUGGAUGAGAGGGAACGUGAUUCUUGUGAAUUGGUGUUUUAGUGGGCGGGCGUAACGUACUGAUUACUAGAGGGAACGUACAUGCGACUGUAAGAACGAAAAAAGAACGUGGUAAUGGAUUACAGGGGUAAGAUGAAACUUGCCUGGUAACUUAAAGAAACGAAAGUGAACGAAGAGGAAAAAAAAGAAAAAACUGAACAGUUAGUUCGCAAAUAUACAAGUGAAGAGAACCCGCAAUAUAAAUGAGUGAAUGAAAAUACCUUACUAAAAUGUUUGUGUCGCUGUGAUGGGACCCAUAACUGCUCAACUUCUGGCUUACUCAUUUAUGUGGAAUAAGAAUAUAGAUAUAUGCUAUAUAUAUUUACUAAAGAGUGAACUAUUUAAGCUUUAAGAUUAACAUGAAAGACAGACGUGAAUGAAGGAAUGUGACAUUUUCUGCAAUUAAGGGCCAGCUUUCGACAUUUCUAAACACUUAGUGAUCAUAAUGCUCAUUACUGGAUAGAAUUAGAUGAACGUGGGUUCUUUGGAGUUAAGAAUGUUAGUAUGUGUUUUAUUUGAGAGAAAAAAAAAUAUCAUGGGUGCAUGGGAUCUGAAAGUACCAGUAAUCACAAACUGAUUGAUGUGCUUGUGUGUACACCUUUAAAAGAAGCAUUUCGAAACUGCAGAAAUGUUCGGAUUUUUUUCAGUGUUCUGGAAUAUUCAGAAAAGUGCGAUUUCCCAGUGAAAUGUGUUAGAUUUUAAUAUUUAUAGCCUAUCUAUCUACGAAAAAUGUUUAACGUCUUUUAAAUCACGUGGAAUAUUUAAGAGAGAAAUAUUCCGUUUAGUGUUUGGUGCUCCGUUUUUGAAAACGGUUGGAUAUCUUAGAUAUUUUCAAGAGGAAUUUCUCUUAAAAUAUUCUGAAACAAUAAUAACGUUUUAGAUUUGUUAUACAGGCCGAAACGUUUCUGACAGACUUCUCUCUGAAUGUUGCAACCAAUUAAAAUAUAUUUUAGAAUACUUUCUUCAUUAUUGGUAGAAAUUAUUCUUGAAGGCUGAUUCGGAGACCUAAAAUACCUUAAAAAUAAAUCCAAAUCUGAAUCUGAUUUUCUUCCUUGGACUCACUCCAACUGAAAGUUAGUGCACUGGCGACCUUGACCUACUGUUAAAGGUAGAAGCCAAUGCGACUGCAUCUUCAGGGAGGUUCCAGUGUCUGUAUUCUACCGCUCUGGCUGAGGAGCAAAUUUUUUUAUAGUGAGAUUCAAAGAAAACUAAUUUAGCACAAAAUCAUAUUAAAGCCGAUCAUUGAAAGUCGAUUUAUUGAACUUAAUCUUGCGUCUCAUUCGUUUUUGAAUAGUGAGGCAUUCCAAUGCAUUGUAUCCAGUUUGUGGCUUUUCUUUACGAAAAGAAGAAUAAAGAAUAAAGUCUCUCUUCAAUGAGGACAGGUUACAGGAGUCGGGAAACUCAGAAGCAGGCAAUAAUUCCACAUACAAAUGAAUGACGAACCUUCAUUGUAUAAUAAUACCUAAGUGAAUGUUGUAAUUAUCCAAGAAUGACACAUUAGUGAAAAUUGGAACAAUGUCUCAUUCCUGCGUAAUAUAUAACUUUUUUUUUCAUUUCCUUUAUAAGUCAUCAGGGGGAGAAUUAAGUUAGUAUUUAUUUAUAAUCUUUAUCAUCAUUCUUCUCAUUCUUCAUUAUUUAUGUCUCGUUCAUUUUUCCAUCAUUGUCUUUCUCUUAAUCAAGCUCUUGAGAUGUCAAGUCAUUUUCACUGUCAGUAUCAUUCCUUGUCAUCGUCUUGUCACUGUUAUAUCACUAACAUUUUCCUAAAAUUUCUUCAGAAUCAUAUAAUGACCAUGAUCCAGAAUAGCAUUAUUAUAUCUGACUAUUUCUCUAACCAUUAUCACUAUCAUAACUCAAAGAAUCUCAUCGCCUUAUUACUAAUACAAUUAUUAUAACUAUUAUCAUUUGCGCUACGAUUGUCAGUACCAUGUCAUUUAUCGAUGUCACUACAAUGAAUAUUUGCUCUUCAUCAUAUAAUUUCCAUUAUCGGUCUAACUGAAAUCAUCACUAUCAUGAAUAUUAGUUGCAGUGAAAUUUUGACAAAAUGACCGAAUUUCCAUCAGCACUUUUCAUCUCAUCGUGUUCGCUAAGAAUUUGUCACUAUCACACAAUUAUCAUUAUCUCCAUGAAUGUUAUUAAUUAAUAUCACCAUCAUUUUUGUACAAUUUGUCAUUAGGAGAACGUUUCAACGCCUUUUUUCAUCACAAAUCUAUAUCAAUCUCAUCGUGACAUCUUACAGUAUCAUACAAAAUGUUUAAACAGCACUUUUUCAUUUUACCUUUAUCUGAAAUAUAUUACUCGUCCACAAAUCUUGCAAUCACCCAUCAAACUUUUUAAAAAUAUUUUCCACAAAUGGUACUGCUAAAAUAUCAAACAUCACCAGUCUGUAAUUCUUCGCCUUCAAUCACUUUAUUAAUAACGUGUAAUCAAUUAAAUCCUGUAGUUAAUUACGGCCGAGACUAACAUACUUGAUUAGCUCAUCAUAGACGACUUAAUCAAGUUUAUUAAUCAUCAAACGUAUAAACUUCAUUAGCAACGUAAUUGAAGUCACGACUAAUUUCGUUUGCUUGUUAAUAUCCUAUUCAUGAACCACAAUAUUAUUCAAAUUUUCAAAUCAAUCAUUUGAACACCUGAAAACCAUACAGCCAAAGCAUCCUUCAUCCAAUCAUAAUCUUACUAUUCAAGGUAAUAUCAAUUUGUCAACAUUUUUAUCUCAUCACUCAUUCACUGUUUUCAUUGGUCGCAUUAUGAUAGUGUUUCCUCUAUCUUUUCAUUUCAUUAUACUUCAGUCGUCCUAUUCCAUAUUGCCAUCGCAAUUACGCCGCUAUUUUCUUCCUUACAAUUUUCUCAUUACGAAAUGCACAGCUGAACAGUUCAGAUCUGCACUCAUUAAUCAUCGCAAAUCUAGCUCAUCGUCAUCCUCAUUAUGGCAGUCAUCAGUCACUGCACAGAGUAUUCACGUACCUAUCAUAAAACACCAGUGAUCGUUACUGUGUCAUUAAUGCUUCUCAUGGCUGUUAAUGAGCUUUGUGUUAAAUCCACGGGGGAGGAUUUCUUAAAACAGAUAUUAUUUCACAGUUUCAUACUAUGUAUGAAUGUAAUCCUUAUGUAUAUUCACACAGGUACAUGCAUAGAACAUGUUUUCAUUUGAAUAUAAACUAAGUCGACUUGAGUGAGAAGACACGGUGAAGAAGUAGGGAUUUUAUACCGAUGAAACAAAAUGGAAACUAUAGAAUCUUAGGUGAGUCCAC